Molecule: messenger RNA, 1842 nt
Organism: Lachancea fermentati
Lineage: Eukaryota; Fungi; Ascomycota; Saccharomycetes; Saccharomycetales; Saccharomycetaceae
Source: the annotation of a GenBank genome assembly
AUGUUGUUGAGGAAACCUACUAGAACAAAGACAAAAUCCUUUCUAGGAAGCCAAAUGGAUUUCCAAUUUCCAAGCCAAGAAUCUGUUGCAGGCUGUGAUCUCGAUACUUACCAUUUGUCUAAUCACCAUCUUCUGAAUGACACAAUGACUAAAAAGAACGACGAGGAUGCAUCUUCACAGAUCCUCUCCGAUUACACAAACUCGAAUUCUGGAAACUCUUCCAACGCUAUAGAUAGCGGUUAUUACUCCUUUGCAAACAUUUCUGAUAACACCACCUCCAAAAGAACCGACCAUAGUAACGGUAUUUCAAUGGCAUCAUCUUGGACCUCUGGCUCGCAAGCAAACAAAAAAUACCCCGCCACUUUAGCACCCCCCAUGGUUACGUCUGGUUCGCCUAUAAUAGAGACUCACAGCUCGAGAAAAUCUAUCGACAAAAGCCACAGCGCAUUUCAAUCCAUAUCUACUGGCAUCGGCACUAUUCCCACGGCGGACAACAUUUCGUUUCAAAUAAGCUUCCACUCACAAUCAGGAAGUACCACUCAGAGUGGCAUCAAAAAAUCCCCAACGUGCCAGCGCAACUUGUCGAUAAAUAGCAAGCCUGUUUGGAGGUCAUCCUCUCGAAGCGCAUCCAUCGCAUCCGCGAGCCGCACAGUACCGCCAAGGCGUAAGUCAAAUUUGAAAAGAUCAAAGGCAGUAAAAUGUAAAGGCGGACUUCUGGAAUUUUUCUCGAGGCUGGGUCUAAGGGUUAGAUCAAAGAUUCAACGUUGGCGGCUGGCGGCCAGAAAGAGAUUAUUUGCUUAUCGGAAAAGACAUAAUACCAGAAAGGACAAGAAGCAAAUCACUUCACAUCUCAAGAGGGCAAAUGGGUAUGUGUCAAAUAUUCAAAGAUCCAUGUCUACUGCUUCGUUACACGACCUAAUAUGUCAUGACGGCGACGUACUAUCUCAACAUUUGUCGAGCUCCAGAAUCACGUCCACAUCCCCAGGGUCUGUUAAGCAGAGCCCAGUCGCUUCUAACCCCGCGAAAACAAACAGAAAUUCUCUCAGACGCUCACCUUCUUCCAUCAAGAGAGCAGCUUCAAACUUAACGAGAGCAAACUCUAUGGUUGCUCGUAGCACUUCUAUGCUAAGCAACAAAAGUUCCGAAGUCCAAAAUUCCCCAUCAUCUAAUUUGGUAAGAUCACAACCUUCAAUGUCUUUGCACGCUAUUGUAAGACAACCAUCCAUCGUUGUGAACAACAAAGUGAUACCAUUAUCAAAUUUGAAUGGUGAUGGUCAUGAGUUUUCAAUUAAAGAAGAGGACGAGGACGAAUAUGUGAUAGACACCGACUGUAUGAGACCUACUGACGAUAACGAAAGUGAAAAGAGUAGUUUGAAUGGAAGUCUAAAUGAAGACCAAUUCGAAGAUGCAGACGAUUUUUACGGAUCUGAAGAGAUCUUGCGGCAAGAAAAAGUAAACAAUGCCAUUCAAGCAUGGAACCAUUAUUUGCGUUCCAUUAUCGCUAAACGGAUUGCUAUGAGAUUGCAAGUGGCCAAAUAUCAAGAAGAAUUCAAUGACGACGAUUGUCAGGAACUCAUGGAUGCGAUCAUAUCGGACUAUGAGGCCAACACGUCAAGUAUUUAUGACUCAGAUGUCAAAAAUGCAUCCACUUCAGCUACAUCUGUCAGUUAUGAAGAUUACGACGACGUUUCCUUUAAUUUACCAACCCUAUCUUCUCCACGCAAUAAUGCACAACUCUUUGCAACUAGCAACAGUAGCGUAUUAUCAGUGCCAAAUAUCCAAGACGCUAUUCAAGGAAGCGUAAAACGAUCUCUAACUUUGCCAGUAGGGAUCAAGGUGUAA